CCACCAAUGACCAGGUCACCAAGGAUGCUGCAGAGGCUAUAAAGAAAUACAAUGUUGGUGUCAAGUGUGCUACUAUCACCCCCGAUGAGAAGAGGGUUGAGGAGUUCAAGUUGAAACAAAUGUGGAAAUCACCGAAUGGCACCAUCCGAAACAUUCUGGGUGGCACUGUCUUCAGGGAAGCUAUUAUCUGCAAAAAUAUCCCCCGGCUGGUGACAGGCUGGGUAAAACCCAUCAUCAUUGGUCGUCAUGCUUAUGGGGACCAAUACAGAGCAACUGAUUUUGUUGUUCCCGGGCCAGGAAAAGUAGAGAUAACCUACACACCGAAAGAUGGAGGUCAAAAGGUGACAUAUGUGGUACAUAACUUUGAAGAAGGGGGUGGUGUUACCAUGGGCAUGUACAACGAGGACAAGUCAAUUGAAGACUUUGCACACAGUUCCUUCCAAAUGGCUCUGUCGAAGGGCUGGCCUUUGUACCUCAGCACCAAAAACAUGAUUCUGAAGAAGUACGAUGGACGCUUCAAGGACAUCUUUCAGGAGAUCUAUGACAAGCAAUAUAAACCCCAGUUUGAAGCUCAGAAGAUCUGGUAUGAGCACAGGCUCAUUGAUGACUUGGUGGCCCAGGCUAUGAAGUCAGAGGGAGGCUUCAUCUGGGCCUGUAAAAACUACGAUGGCGAUGUGCAGUCAGACUCUGUUGCCCAAGGUUAUGGCUCCCUUGGCAUGAUGACCAGUGUGCUGGUUUGUCCGGAUGGUAAGACGGUAGAAGCAGAGGCUGCCCAUGGCACCGUCACACGUCACUACCGCAUGUACCAGAAAGGACAGGAGACUUCUUUUUUCAAUUUGUAUUUCAUUGAUACUAUAUUACAUUUGGUAGAAUAA
Meriones unguiculatus (Mongolian gerbil) is the source of this 875-nucleotide messenger RNA. RefSeq names its product isocitrate dehydrogenase [NADP] cytoplasmic. Bases 120 to 875 code for a protein of 251 amino acids. Gene Ontology annotation, biological process: isocitrate metabolic process. Gene Ontology annotation, molecular function: isocitrate dehydrogenase (NADP+) activity; magnesium ion binding; NAD binding. Gene Ontology annotation, cellular component: cytosol; mitochondrion; peroxisome. The record is from RefSeq and is a predicted model, not a curated record. The transcript has a single exon. Lineage: Eukaryota; Metazoa; Chordata; Mammalia; Rodentia; Muridae.